AGAGGAUUGGGAGGGGGAGGAGAGAGAAUGACAGGUGCAGGAGGUGAGGGAGAGGGAGAGAGAGAGAGAGGUGGAUCUCAGUCCCAUUUCGUCGCGGUGGCCAUUGACAAAGACAAGAGCAGCCAGUAUGCAGUAAAGUGGGCUGUUGAACACCUCCUCCGAAAGAAUCAGAUCCUCCUCCUCCUCCAUGUCCGGAACAAGGCCAUCCCUGUGCACCACAGCUUCUCCAUCAGUGAAGCCGUCCAAGACACACACCUUGAACAGGUUGAGGCUGACAUGCAACAGCUCUUCCUUCCCUAUCGCGGUUUCUGUUCUCGAAGACAGAUGCAGCACAAGGAGGUGGUCUUAGAGGACUAUGAAGUGUCCAAGUCUAUUAUUGAAUACUUAACAAACAGCUGCAUCGACAGCAUCGUAGUGGGUUCCUCGUCCAGGAAUGCCUUAACAAAGAAAUUCAAGCCACCAGAUGUUCCGAGCUGCCUCACAAAGGGAGCACCUGAGUUCUGCACAGUAUAUGUGAUAUGCAAAGGGAAGGUGCAAUCCCUCCGAUCUGCUUCGAGGCCUGCACCUGGCAGCAGCAAGCAAGCCCCCCAAUCCCAAUCCGCAGCGGUACCCACCCCUCCUGCUCCUAAGCCUGAACCAGUCGUCAUCGAGACUGACGAUGCCAUCAGGACACCUUUUGGAAGGGGAUGGAGAGCACCCCCGUCCCCAGGCCCUCGAGGCUCAUUUGAGAGGACAAACGAGAACAGAGCCACCCUCAACAGGCCCCUCGCCUCCACAAAGAGCGCACCCCCCUUCCUUUUGCCCCCUGACCAACUUGAGACACCAAGGUCUUCCAAUUGCUCUGACAAACUCUUGGGAAUGGCCAGGCAAUCUUUCGAUUCCCCUCAAAGCAGCAUGGGCAUGGGCAUGGGCAUGGGCAUGGGCAUGGGCAUGGGAAUGGGUAUGGGAAUGGGAAUGGGGGGUUAUCAUCAAUCGAUCGACUUCACCUCCGACCAGCUCGAGUUCUCUGCCACCUCCAUUGAUAGUCCAAGAAGCUCCUUCUCAGCACAAAACCCAAAAGAUGUGGAAGCGGAAGUCAGGAGGCUAAAACUGGAACUGAAGCAAACCAUGGACAUGUAUAGUUCAGCUUGCAAGGAAGCAAUCACAGCAAAACAGAAGGCAAGGGAGCUUAAUCAAUGGAAGUUGGAAGAAGCAAGAAAAUUCGAAGACGCUCGACACGCAGAGGAAACUGCAUUGGCCAUUGCAGAGAUGGAGAAGGCCAAGUGCAGGGCAGCCUUGGAGGCAGCUGGCGCGGCUCAAAGGCUCGCCGAAAAGGAAGCUCAAAAGAGAAUGUCUGCUGAGAUGAAGGCCAAGAGAGAGGCAGAAGAGAAGAAAAAGGCUUUGGAUGCUCUAGCACAUUCUGACGUCCGAUAUCGCAAGUAUACAAUUGAGGAGAUCGAGCUGGCCACUGAAUACUUCUCAGAAUCCCUCAAGAUUGGUGAGGGUGGGUAUGGACCAGUGUAUAAAUCGACUCUGGACCAUACACCAGUGGCCAUCAAGGUUCUUCGCCCUGAUGCAGCUCAAGGAAGGAUGCAGUUCCAGCAAGAGGUGGAGGUAUUAAGCUGCAUAAGGCACCCAAACAUGGUGCUCCUCCUAGGGGCGUGCCCUGAGUACGGGUGCCUUGUGUACGAGUAUAUGGCCAAUGGCAGCCUCGACGACCGCCUCUUCCGCCGUGGCAACAGCCCAAGCCUUCCAUGGCCCCUACGCUUCAAAAUAGCAGCUGAGGUAGCAACUGGCCUCCUCUUCCUCCACCAAACCAAACCUGAGCCCCUUGUCCACAGGGACCUCAAACCCGCAAAUAUUCUUCUCGAUCGCAACUACAACAGCAAAAUAAGCGAUGUCGGCUUAGCUCGCCUUGUCCCACCCUCCGUCGCUGACAGUGUAACCCAGUAUCGAAUGACCUCAACAGCUGGGACCUUUUGCUAUAUUGACCCGGAAUACCAACAAACUGGGAUGCUUGGAAUAAAGUCGGAUAUAUAUUCAUUGGGGGUGAUGUUGCUUCAGGUUAUCACAGCAAAGCCACCUAUGGGGCUUACACACCAUGUUGAGAGGGCCAUUGAUAGGGGAACAUUUUCUGAGAUGCUUGACCAGACAGUGCCCGACUGGCCUGUUGAGGAGGCAUUGAGCUUUGCGAAGCUUGCAUUGCGUUGUGCUGAGUUGAGAAGGAAGGAUAGGCCAGAUCUUGGGACCGUGAUUUUGCCAGAGCUUAACCGGUUGAGAAAUCUUGGGAACGCAUAUGCCGCCAAUGCAUACUCCCCAAGGAGUCAGGAGGUAAUGAGCUUCCCAGGAAUGGCACAAUGGAGAUCUAGCAUAGACUAUGGUACAAGCUCAAGACCAACGGUUGGCAGCAGUGGGAGUGGUGAGGCACCCAUGUCCCCUCAAGGAUCAAGAGUGAUGCCAGGGAAUAUGACCCCUUAUGAGAACACAGGAUUGAAACACUGAUGAUGUUGGCGAAUGAUGUGCAUGGAAUUGAAAAGGGAUGUCUCUUUGGUAACAUGUGGUAGAGAUUGGUUGGGAAUGAAUUGGUGGAAGGAUAUGGCAGCAAGCGUGCUUGCAACCCUGAUUUCUGUUAAUUUUGAGAGUUUGUAUUCAGAAGGUUUUCAUGGGCUUCAUCUUCCUUUCGAGAUACCCAAUGUUGCAUCAACAAGAAGCAGAUGAGUAAAUAAAUCCUCUCUUGCAUCAACAAGAAGCAGAUGAGGAAAUAAAUCA
Molecule: messenger RNA, 2748 nt
Organism: Amborella trichopoda
Lineage: Eukaryota; Viridiplantae; Streptophyta; Magnoliopsida; Amborellales; Amborellaceae
Product: U-box domain-containing protein 34
Biological process (GO): protein phosphorylation
Molecular function (GO): ATP binding; protein kinase activity
Source: RefSeq, a predicted model, not a curated record